AUGCCGACCAAGUCAACUUUUAGUCGCUGGAAGAAGGCGGACCUAAUUGACCUGGCCAACAAGCUGGAAAUUGACGGCUUCCCCAAUUAUGCCAAGAAGAGUGAUAUGAUCGAUUACCUCGAAUCGCACUUGAAUCAUCUUGAGAAACCUGUGGAUUUUAAAGACGACUACCCGGAACUAAGGUCCUUUUAUGAGUCGAUGACAGUGGACCAGUCAAAGGAUGAACGGAACGAAUACGGAUCCGGAUCUGGAAACGGGUCUGGGUCUGGAUCCUGUGACACCGCCACAAAUGAUUCCGAUCUGGAGAAAGCGUACAUCAAGGAGGAUGAUGAUGAGAAACCGCAAUCAGGCGAUGAAACAAGCGCGACAAAGCCGCUUUCCAGCAGGAAUGCAAAUUCAAACGCCAAAACGAACUUCAAUUUGUUGGAUUUUAGCACAGAUAACGACUCGUCCACCUCUGCGUUUACUAAGUUCAAGUUUAACUUUCAGGAAUACCUCUCCGAUAUUAGAUACCAAACGCAGAAAUUGAAUGAAAAUGUUCAGGACUAUCUUUCCACUAUUUCCGCCGUCGAUACGAUUUUUUCCUUGUUGGAAUUCUCUUUUCUGGUGAGAAACAUAUUAGCCGCCGGGCAGCCAACUUCUUCUUCUUCGCUCGCAUCGUCGCUGGAAGCCGCCGUUGCCGCCCAUAAUAAAUAUCAAUACACGCUCGAUUUCUGUUUACCAAUACUCACGUGGCUGCUCUUCUUUAGGGGUAUUCCAACGUUAGUGUCAUACUACAUCAACUUCAUCCGCUACGACCUGAACAUCGAGUUGGACCCGAUGACUUUCAAUCUCACGAAAUUCUUGAUUUCUUUGGCAAUCUUCAAAACUUGUAAUAAUAAAAACAUAGAUUUCCAUUCUUUUCGAUGUGUUAACCAACUAUGGACACAACUCUGUACAGUGAACCGUUCCCUUGGUAUGGUACCUCUAGUAUUCUCCAUGGUUAGUUGUCUCCUCACUCUAUACGUAUUAUAG
Molecule: messenger RNA, 1014 nt
Organism: Saccharomyces cerevisiae S288C
Lineage: Eukaryota; Fungi; Ascomycota; Saccharomycetes; Saccharomycetales; Saccharomycetaceae
Gene: GTT3
Product: Gtt3p
Exons: 1
Coding region: 1-1014 (337 amino acids)
Cellular component (GO): nuclear membrane
Source: RefSeq, marked reviewed